AUGGCGGUGAGUUUAAAGGAUCUGAUCGAAUAUCUGCUGGAGGAGAUAUCCUUACGCGGUGACCAAGGGGCACCCCCAGUAGAAGUACUUGGGUUUAUUGAUAAAUUUUACUCUCUAUGGUAUCGGAAAUGUGAUGGCGCUCCAAGUGCAGCACGCCGUAUACCCAAACUUGACCGGCGGUUCAAAGCCAGGGUCUGGAAAUGGCUAACCGAUCACCCUGAAGUAUCAGUUGGAAGGGAUAGGGAGGGCAACUCCCUUGCCUUGGAUGAUGUUGUACCUCCUCAGCUGAGUGGGCUUUCCUCACAGCCAGCCAUUGACCCAGCAUUAAGUCCAGCAUCGACCCCUCCGCAUGGCCUGUCUGUGUUUGUGUCACUCGAACGUACCUGGCUCUCAAUUACUGGCCAUGAGCCAGACUUCACCAGAGUUUUGCCGUUGGAAUUUGCCCUUUUAUCUAUCAUCGCAUCCCGAAAAGAAAAAGGGAUUGUACAGUCAGACCUUGUACGACUAAGUGGACAGGACAAGCGAUCAGUCCCCAAAAGGACCGAUUUACUACAAGAGAAAGGAUAUAUCGAAAAACGAGCCAUACAGUACCAAGCCUCAAGGACUAGUUUGUGUACCUUGAAUAAAUUUGCCGGAUUAGGGCCAGGGGAACUGUCUUAUGACCCUUCUUCAACAGGAGAAACGGGCCCCAAAUCAACCACGAAUAAGAUAAUAGACUUCAAGAUUCUGCGGGAGAAACUUUUUGAGCUGCUGAAAGAGUAUAAUAUCAUCACCAGGAAUGACCUUAAAGAAAAAAUGGGAAUGCAAGACCGCUGGCAUGGAAAGGUAUUAAGAAGAGCAAUUCGGAAGUUUGAGGCUAUUGGUUGCGUCAGGCGAGUCCGUGCUGUAUCCCAGUAUUCCAAUGCAAUGAAGUCGCUGCAUCCUUCGGUAAUGCUGAUUCGUGAACCCACGGAGAAAGACAUCAAACUGUUUCAUGAAGACAGUAAAGGAUUGAUGUCAUCCUUGGAGCAGCUGGAUGCGGACAUGGGAAUCGACGAGGACCAGGGUCGAGAACUUAUAGUAGGCCCUAAUUUAGAAGCCAAUUCGACUAAAUAUGUCGUCGACGUUGGCCGGGUUGUUCCCCAAUGGGUACCGGACAGAACAAUAUCUAAUUUGGUUUUUGACACCAUCAACCAGGCUGGGACUCGGGGAGUCUCUAAUAAUGAUAUAAAUCAAGCAACUAUGGGGGCGUUUUUUCGAAAACCAUUGGAAACUGUUCUUUCCCGCCUGACUGGCUCAUGGCAGUGCUCACAACCACUUCAUCUUCGACAUUUGGCCCUCGUUCGUGAUACCGCGCUACAGAAGACAGUGUACUACUACAUACAUUAUUCGUUCAAUAACUUCUCUUCUCUUGUGAAUAGUGGUCAUGCCUCCUGGGAUGCUGUUACUGGAGGCCCUAGGUCUGGGAAACAGACGACAAAGGCACCAGCGAUCGACGCAAAGGCUAACCAAGACCAGUACGGAUUUCCAGUUGAUGCUCCGCAAAACCUUUUGAGAAAGGGUAAUGCAACCCUCCGUGAGUGCUUAGAGGCCUCUAAACCAUCGAAGUGGAACUUGACGUUCAAUGACCCUGUUGCGGUUGCCCUCCCGGAUGGGUCAUACAACUUGGUAGCUGUCGACUUCUUCAGAAAAAGCCAUUCAAGGACUUCUCUCGAACGUGUUCGAGAUUCUGGACUAAUCGAGCCGGAUGACAACAUACUAUUCGACUCUAGUUUUUCUAAUGGCACACAAUUCGAUUCUACUGUUCAUUUACUGACUCCUGGUACUCAGGGCAGUAUGGAAGACAUAGCCUCGCGGCCCACUAAGAGGCGAAAAGUUGUGUCAGAUCCGUAUGAAGGUUUGACGGGAAAGGAACUUUUAGAAGCACAAGGGUUGGAUGAAGGCUGGACAGAAUACAGCCUUCUACUUAUGGACCGCCCUACAACUGGGGUAUACAUAACCCCAUUCGGCAAGCGUCGACCUGUGGGUAAAAAGCGAGGGCGUCCAGGUAAAAGCCGCAUUGCCGUAUUCAAAUCUCCAAGCCUACGGCAAUUCGAUUGGUUUGUACCACAAGUAACUCCUGAACCCUCAGAGAAGGAAACCACCCCGACAGUUGAAACAAACAUACAGGCAGGGUCAGGGAAUCUGUCCAUGGAAAAGAAUUCUUGCCGUCCAGUUAGAGUUGCUGCUCAACGGCCUGUGUAUUCCGAGCUUGAAAAUGAGCUAGGGGAUACUACGCAAUUGAAUGCCGGUGCUGAUGAACUAGAUGCUGAGUGGGGAGUGGAAGCCCACCGGCCAACACGGAAAAGGAGACCAUCUGACAGUAGUGUAACAAUGCUUACGGCCUCAGGGGGAGCCAUUGGUCGACGGAAAGGCAGGCCUCCAAAAAAAAGGAAACUCGUCAGCCAAGAGGCAUCAGAAACACCCGUUCUGAAACCAAAUAUGCCAUCUGAUAAUACAAUUUCCACGAAUUUAGAUGAGGCGGGAACAGAAAAUUCAACUCAACAAACCGAACCAGAGGUUGCCGAAAUUGCCAGAACCGAGUUAUCAGCACAGGAAAUGAGCGUUAUCCCACUCAGUGAUGCUCCUUCCAGGGAUAUACAGGGUACGGCUGCUCUCUCCGUAACAACUGUAGCUCCCGCGGAGUCUUUACCCAACGAGGCCUUCAGCGGAGUUGAAAUGAAGAGGGAGCCUAUUUUUGAUCUAUUUGGGAACGUUGUUGCCGAAGAUUCACAGCCUGUGGAUGGGGCUGGAAGAAAUUCAUAUGAAGAUACUGAAAUAAUCGUUCCUGGUGGCCAAAGUACACAAGUUACCCCCGGUGCCAAUGUUGUUGGUGAUAUUAACGGGGUGCCUAAGAGAGACAUCAGAUCUGGUUCUAUAGGUGUUCUCAGAAGGAAGAUACUUCUGGAUAUUCUAGAGAAGGGUGGUGGUCUAUAUCCCAUGGGGAGUGAAAUGUGGUAUCCAUUUACAACUCUGUGGUUGAAAACGAACCAAACUACAAAACCCGAUGCUCGGACUGUGAAAAAUGCGAUGAGGUCACUCAUAGAAACCGGAAAGGCUAGAAAACAUACAUUUACUGGGAGGAAUGCCAAAGGACUUAUGGUAACAAAGAGUAUUUUGUCACUUCCAGAAAUUACAGCGACUCAUCCGAAAUUAAGAGCCAUGCAAAAGGAAAUGCUCGAUGCAGAUCCGCAGCUAUAUCUACCACUAGAAGUAGACAUUGAUCCAGACCUGAGAAAAUCGAACCGCGGAUUCAUGGGAUAUGAUAUAAAACUUCCUGAUAUUGACGGAGAAGUCAAUGUGACACUUCAUCGGCCCCCAGCCAGAACCAUCAGGCAACCGACUAAGGCGCAGCGACGAUGGAACAUGCAACACUUUGAAGGCGAAAUUUUUGAGUUUGAUAUAAGUGAAUUAUCUUUCCCUUUUGAUUCUCCUCCAGUCCAACGCCUUGAAAGUCUAAGACGCUUGACACAAGGGCGUUCAUAUCUCGACUCUUUCAAUAAUACAUUUUCCGACAGUUUCUCACCACAGACUAGGUAUCCUGUACCUGCAUUACCAGUGUCAUCUAAGACUAGGUACAUGAUAACCCCAGAGUCAAUGCUCAUGUGCCCACUACAGGUAUUCCAUUCGUCUACUGGGACCUUCGGAACAGGUGCCUAUAUACCUGGUAGGUAUAGAAUUUACCCUAAGAAUCACCGACAAGCUAUAGUCCGGCCGGAUAACCUGGCAAGUAUCUUGUCACAAAGAGGGAACCGGAGGUUUGAUCCCUCGAAGGUUUCUGACCCAGUAUCACACCAGUUCUUUUACGACGUUGAUAGGGUCAGAUAUUGGGAACACAGAUACCCCGAAAUAUUCGAGGCGCCGAAUGAUGAUUUUGUUUACAUAAACCACACUAUCGAAAAACUCCCAGAGUGCCCCCCUCUCGAAGGUGUGAUUCAAUUUGAAUGCGAUGCUUCAGCUACUGCCGAUAGAGAGCCCGCACGGAGAUUAACAAGACAGCUAGCGAAAAGAAACAAACCUCCACAAGUUGUUCUUGCGAAGAAUUUCGGCGCUGACCGAGGCCAGUGGUGGGAAAGAGGUGCAUAUCCUGAGGCUACGCGCAAGCUUACCCAAUUACAGGAGUCAAAGGCGACUGGAGAUGCGGAUAGAGCUAAAAACCGGAGGAUAAGACGUGUUAGCUCCUUGCCAGCUAAGGUAGCCCAGCGACUGAUGGUAGCAAUGGUUGUUGUGCGCACCCUAGCCGGGGGGUUGGAAGGGAGAAUGGUUGAAUGGUCGUUGAUUACUCCUCUGUUCCCUGACUACACGCCCAAAUUCGUACAUGACCGUGGGCGGAUUUUAACAGGGAGACAUAGGCUGCAGCUGCUUAAAAUGCAAAGUGACUUCCAGGAAAGGUUUGCUGAAGCAUACGAAAGGGGGGAGGUACCUCCCGUCAACUUCGACAAUUUAGAAGCUUAUGACUGGGAGUGGAUUGUUAACUGGGCAAGUAUGAAUAUGGAAGAACCUAGUAUGGGUAGACUUCCUAAUCUCCCAGCAUCUCGUUCACAGUUCGACAACCUAUUUGAAAUCCGAACGGAGCCAAGCCAGCAGAUUGAUGAAAUUUAUCAACAUAAUCCGUCUACAACCAUACCAAGAAAGCGGACACUACUAGCAAAUCUAUUGCUCUCGGAUACACUAUCAGAAAACAGGGGGCUACUCAAACCUAGAGCCCCUGAUCUUGAAUUGCUUGACGUGGCAAAGUCAUGGGUUCGUGCUAAUGUGGUUACUCCCGAAGAGACAUACAAGCCAGCCGAAGCUGGUCAAAUAAUGAAACGGUUUGGCGAGGAUCUCCUAGGCAGAGCAAUUCAGUCGCUUAUAACUGAGCGCGUUAUCUCUAUGAGUAACAAAGGCCGGAUAACCCCUGGGCGCAAUUUUGACCUUACAGAGCAAUUCCUAGGCACUAUUACACGCAGACGCCCAGUGGAAUCAACCCAACUGAAACAAGCAGUUUCAUUCAAAACAGAUGUUCUUGACCGGGCCUUUCUCUCAGAGGGAAGUUAUAAUGUGAAGUAUGAGGCUGAAGAUGGGGAUAUAAUCGUCCUAAUCAAUCUGGCUUCAAAGGGGCGUAUUGUAUUAGUACCAAGGGACCCUCCUCGGAACAAGUAUGGGCUAACAGAUGGAGGAUACCUGACGAGGCUCAUGGACAAAGAAAAACUUCGAUUUAACGUUGAGGUUCACCCCGUUCAAGGCCGAUAUGUAUACGGCAACCCCAUCGCAGAGUCUUUAAGACAAACACCAAUACCGAAAGGUGACUUAGGCAACUCGAUGCUGAGUACAGAUUUUGCUCAGCUUCCCAAAAUUCCCCUUUGGUUUGAUGUGCACUCCAAAUUUGUGAAGAUAGUCUGGGACCUUGUUAUAUCUGCAGUCGUUGGAAUAAUAGUUGCUCGGCCGGCACUUGGGGCAAAAGGUAUUACACGCAUGCUUGAACCUUGUCUGGCAGAAUGGGAGACUCGUUUAGUCUUGAAUUGGCUGGCUGAUGCUGGGGUUAUUGAAAAUGCACGAGGCACUACAGAGCAACCUGCUGAAGACACUGGUUGGGUUGUGGGUGAGUGGUGGUGGAUGGUUCUUAGCCAACCUGAGGACAAUCAAGAAUAA
Microsporum canis CBS 113480 is the source of this 5649-nucleotide messenger RNA. RefSeq lists its product as hypothetical. Gene Ontology annotation, cellular component: transcription factor TFIIIC complex. The record is from RefSeq and is a predicted model, not a curated record. The transcript has 4 exons. Lineage: Eukaryota; Fungi; Ascomycota; Eurotiomycetes; Onygenales; Arthrodermataceae. Bases 1 to 5649 code for a protein of 1882 amino acids. Gene Ontology annotation, biological process: 5S class rRNA transcription by RNA polymerase III; transcription initiation at RNA polymerase III promoter. Gene Ontology annotation, molecular function: DNA binding.